GGGGACAUAAAAUAUAAGCUGUAUAUCAAUAAAGGGAUAUUUCAACUUGUGGGCUCCUUUAGUUUUUCUCUUGCUAUAUUUGCCUCACUAAGUCAAGACCUCCACCAACAUCACUAUUAUUUUCAGUAAGCCACCUCCUCAUGCCUCAGCACCAACUAAAUCCAAUGGAACCACUUCUCAGUAGCAACAAUGGCAAUGGCAACAGUGACUAUGAUAUCAUAAGCUGGUUUGAAGAUGUAUCCAAGAACGCUGGUUCAGUUCAGACUCAGUUGCUGUGCUAUAUUCUGAAGCAGAACUAUAAGGUGGAAUAUCUUAAGAAAUGGUUAGGGAACUACAAUAUCCUAGAGAUGGAUGCAUGUGCAUUGGAAUCCCUUUUCACUUCUGUGGUUCCCCUUGCCUCACAUGCUGAAUUUGAGCCAUUUAUCCAAAGGAUUGCAGAUGGGGACACAAGUCCUUUACUCACUCAACAACCCAUAACCACUCUUUCCUUGAGUUCUGGAACCACAGAGGGGAGGCAAAAGUUUGUACCCUUUACCCGCCAUAGUGCGAAAACCACACUUGAAAUAUUCACUUUAGCUGCAGCUUAUAGAUCAAGGGUUUAUCCUAUAAGGGAGGGUGGAAGGAUUCUUGAAUUCAUAUACAGCAGCAACCGGUUCAAAACCAAAGGAGGUUUAACAGUAGGAACAGCCACAACACACUACUAUGCAAGUGAAGAAUUCAUAAUCAAGCAGCAUAAGACAAAGUCAUUUACUUGUAGUCCUGAAGAAGUGAUUUCUGGUGGAGACUAUAUGCAAUCCACAUACUGCCACCUCCUUCUUGGCCUUUUCUUCUCUGACCAAGUGGAGUUUAUCACCUCAGCUUUUGUCUAUAGCAUAGUACAAGCCUUUUGCAGUUUUGAAGAACUUUGGAGUGAAAUAUGCAAUGACAUCAGAGAUGGAACACUUAGUUCAAGGAUCAAAUCACCAAAAAUGAGAAGGGCUGUUUUGGAUAUCAUAUCUCCAAACCCAAAUUUGGGUUUGAAAAUAGAAGCUGCUUGCCAGGUGCUACAAGUGGUGGAUUGGUUUGGUUUGAUUCCGAAGCUUUGGCCAAAUGCUAAGUACGUUUAUUCCAUAAUGACAGGGUCUAUGCAACCUUAUUUGAAAAAACUUAGGCAUUAUGCAAGUGGAUUGCCUCUGGUUAGUGCUGAUUAUGGCUCAACUGAAAGCUGGAUAGGGGUUAAUGUGGAUCCAAAUUUGCCACCAGAAGAUGUAACAUUUGCUGUGGUGCCCACUUUCUCUUACUUUGAGUUCAUACCACUUCAUCGACAUAAAAAAUAUCCAACUUCAGUUGCUGAUGAUUUCAUAGAAGAUAAGCCAAUUCCACUAUCUCAGAUCAAAGUUGGACAAGAGUAUGAAAUAGUCCUCACUACGUGCACAGGACUAUACAGGUGCAGGUUAGGGGAUGUGGUGGAAGUGGCUGGCUUUCACAAUGGGACCCCAAAAUUGAACUUUGUAUGCAGAAGAAAGCUAAUACUGACAGUGAAUAUAGACAAAAACACAGAGAAGGACCUUCAACUAGUGGUGGAGAGGGGUUCUGAGCUUCUGAAUGAGGCAAAAGCUGAGCUUGUUGAUUUCACUAGUUAUGCCAACGUGUCAAACGAACCAGGGCAUUAUGUAAUUUACUGGGAGAUAAAAGGGGAAGUUGAGGACAAGGUACUAGGCGCAUGUUGCACUGAAAUGGACAAGUGUUUUGCUGAUCAUGGCUACGUGGUGUCUAGAAAAACCAACUCAAUAGGGCCCCUUCAGCUUUGCAUUGUGGAGAGAGGGACUUUCAAGAAGAUUUUGGACAAUUUCAUUGCAAAUGGGGCAGCUUUGAGCCAAUUCAAGACCCCGAGAUGCACUAAUAAUCAUACCCUCCUUAAAAUUUUAAGUUCUUCCACCAUUCAAAGGUUUCGUAGCACUGCAUAUGCCUCAAAGGAACAGUGAUAUGAAUGUGGCCCGCUGUUAUGUACCAUUCUAACGUGCGAUCGUACAAAGCCUUCUAAGAAAACUGUGUCUUAAUGUUAGUCUACCAUAAUAUACCUAUUUUAAUGGAUGCUUCUAUAUAGUUGGAAGGAAAAAAAAUUAAUGAUU
Messenger RNA from Abrus precatorius (Indian licorice), 2111 nucleotides. Its product is annotated as indole-3-acetic acid-amido synthetase GH3.10-like. The transcript is spliced from 4 exons. NCBI's taxonomy places the organism in Eukaryota, Viridiplantae, Streptophyta, Magnoliopsida, Fabales, Fabaceae. Gene Ontology annotation, molecular function: acid-amino acid ligase activity. The coding region runs from base 141 to 1964 and encodes 607 amino acids. Gene Ontology annotation, cellular component: cytoplasm. The record is from RefSeq and is a predicted model, not a curated record.